This is a messenger RNA of Aspergillus chevalieri, 1281 nucleotides long. RefSeq lists its product as uncharacterized. Lineage: Eukaryota; Fungi; Ascomycota; Eurotiomycetes; Eurotiales; Aspergillaceae. Gene Ontology annotation, molecular function: S-adenosylmethionine-dependent methyltransferase activity. Bases 1 to 1281 code for a protein of 426 amino acids. The transcript is spliced from 4 exons. The record is from RefSeq and is a predicted model, not a curated record.
AUGCUGCGCCAGAUAUUUUUGGCGCUGAUAUGUGCAGCAUGGAUAGAAUUUGCCAUUCGUUUCUCUCCCCAGAUUGAGCAAAUCACCCAUGAAAUUGUUGCGCACACUACUACCUUUUUCCGCGACCCAGUGCCAUUUGCUCUUCAUUAUGAAGGAGAACAUGCCCGUCUGCUCCAGAGUAUCCAGCGAUCUGGUGGAAAAUGGGACUCGUCCCACCCUCGACACCGCUUGUUAACCGCGCUGCAUGGAUAUGCAAGAUACAAGGACAGCAACUUGGCGGAAGUGGAUCGAUGGAGGAAUCUUUAUAAACGCGUUCCUAAGCGCCAGAGAUUAUUGCUCGAAUCGACCACCCACUACACGCGUAAACUCAACAUAAUCGAUCAUCUCCUGGAUACAAACGACAAUCUUGCCAGCGCCAUUGUUGAUUAUGGCCUACAGUUCUAUAAUAUUAGUCGAUCUGAGCUGGACGAGUUCAUUAAAGAAAAUGAAGCCCAGCACCGGUCCGCUGAUCGGACUAGCGUCUCUCAGGGAAUUAAGCAUUUCGUGCGCGACUGGGCAGAUGAGGGUCAUGAAGAGCGACAGGAAACCUUCGAAUGCAUCCUGAAAUCGCUUGCACAGAUGCCGCGAACAAGCAGUAGACCUCUACGAGUGCUUUUUCCCGGAGCGGGUUUGGGACGACUGGCGCACGAGGUUGACAAGCUUGGGGACUUCGAAGUCAUAAUGAACGAGUGGUCGAUGUACAUGAACCUGGCAUACCGAUAUUUAUCCAGUCUGUCCGAUCCCGACAGCGUAGCGUUCCACCCGUACAUCGACUGGUUGUCUCACCACGCCCUGACGGCUGAUCUCCAGCGCUCCGUUACAUUCCCAGACCAAGUGAUUGACCGAUCCUCUGUCUUACUCAUAGAGGGAGACUUCACCACAGCUUUUGCCAAGCACACCGGCCAAUACGAUAUAAUUGUGACCUUAUUCUUCAUCGAUACCGCGCGGAACCUAAUUUCAUACCUCGAGACUAUCCACCGGUUACUCCGUCCUGGUGGGCGUUGGAUUAAUCUCGGUCCGUUGUUGUAUGGUACUUCGCCAUUUGUGCAGUUAUCGCUGGAUGAGAUCGUGGCGUUAAGUGCGCGGAUUGGGUUUGAGUUCCAAGAGACAGACGCUAUGUUUGGGAAUAUUACAAUACCUGGCAUGCCGGUGCGAGGGUUUGAGGUGGCAUAUGGUCGAAAUGGCCGGGGGUUGAAUAAGAAUGCAUACCAGGCGCAGUAUUGGGAGGCUGUUAAGCGCUGA